This is a messenger RNA of Balearica regulorum gibbericeps (East African grey crowned-crane), 807 nucleotides long. The record is from RefSeq and is a predicted model, not a curated record. Lineage: Eukaryota; Metazoa; Chordata; Aves; Gruiformes; Gruidae.
AAUUGAUAUCACUCAAAAUGACCUUCCAUGGGAAUUUAUGACAGACCGUCUCCCAACCAUUUUAUUUUUUCCUCAUCAGAGGAAGGAACAAAGCGUGAAGUUCCCUGAAGACUUUUCAGUUAACCUACCUAAUCUCCUUAAGUUUAUUUUACAUCACUCAAGUCUUUCUUCAUCAGAGCCCUGUACCAAAGAAUGCCUACAUGAAGAGACAGUUCUACAGCAAGGACACAUCUCUCACUUGGAGAGAGAAAUUCAGAAGUUAAGAUCAGAAAUCAGUGCCCUUCAUCAGGCCCAUGACCAGCUUGAAGCACAGCUUUCUGAAGCUAGGAGAGAGGAACAGAGACUACAACAGCAAAAACACACACUGGAAAAGCAGCACAAGACUCUGCAGCUCCACAGUGAGCAGUUACAGGCCACAUAUGACCAGAAGAAUCAAGAAUUACUAGAAAUGGCUGAAAAGCUUCAAGAACUAGCUGAUGCAUCAGAAAACCUCCUUAAAGAGAAUACUUUACUGAGAAUCCUGGUGGCAUCGAGGGAAGGAAAGCUGCAGAGCAAAGAUGAAAUGAAAGAAUCCCUUCAGCCAGAACAACCGCUCGCUGAAGAUAAUGAUAUAUCAGUUUUGACAGCUACUGCCCUGUUAGAGGAAAAAAAAAUCGAUAAUAUUGAUGCUAUAGAGACAGAGCACAGUAGUAGAAACAGGACAGAAUAAUUGCUUACACGAAGUCCCAUGAUGCAGUAUUGGGUAGGUAUUUUUGCAAAUUUUAUUGAAAUACAUUGUAAAUAAAGACCUUCCCCCAUGUGAUCUAG